AUGUGGAACAAAGUUAAACAUUUUACCUUGUCCGGACACACGAAAAAUGUCACGAUUAAAGUUUAUAAUGAUGGAGGAAAGGGUGCAAUACUUGCAUCUUUUAGCAAUAAGGUGGUCACAGAUGGUUCAUGGGAAUGUGCAGUUAUGGAUAGGUGUAUUUCAUCAGACUGUGAGAGUUUUGUAGCUACUAAAUGGAGCAAUGCCAUCGCAUAUGGUUUCAACAUUGAAGACAGUGACAGAAAGUCACUAGAAAAAAUAAAUGAAAUCAAAUCAACAGCGCAAUGGAUAUGGGUAAAGAACGGGGAGGCUGAAAGGGAAUGGUGUAGAAAGAGGUUUGGUAAGUUAAGUCGUGCCGUGGGUGGAAUAGUUACGGUUGCGCUGAUUAUGCUGACAUGGCGUAGUUUUCUUCUGAUGCCGUUACGUGCGUAACUAAAACCUGGUAUAUCUAUAACUGGUCUCUGUAGCUCAGUUGGUUAGAGCGCUGCACCGGACCGCAGGUUUGAUUCCUGCCAGAGGACCUACUGUUGCAUUUUUCGCAACCGUUUCUGUCUCUAAAUUUUGAAGGAUUUGUAAGAAAUGUUUGAGCAAACUGACUGAAUGUUAACCAAUGAGUCAGUUCACUUCAAAAAUAAAUCCUUCCAAACUUAGAAUUUAUCGAUGCAAAAUUCCCACUGUGAUCACAUGCAGACACUUUGACAAAAUGCUGUGCUGAGUGGUUAUAUUACUACCUUAAAUAAUAAGCAGAAACUCGACGUUUCGAGCGAAGGCCCUUCGUCAAGAGUUAGUAGCGAAGGGCCUUCGCUCGAAACGUCGAGUUUCUGCUUAUUUUUUAAGGUAGUAAUAUAACCACUCAGCACAGCAUUUUCACUUUGGUACUACCUUCACUGGUACAGACAGUUUUAGACACUUUGACACCAGGCUCAAUGAUUGUAUGUUAAGUGAACGUCACGCAACCUGUGUCACUGUGUUGCCAAUCUUCACUCUGCUUUGUUGUGAUCAGGUAUUAGUUGACUCUAGAAGUGCUUACGUCACGCAAUUUUCAAUCCAUCUAAACAUUAGGUAUACGCAAUGCAAUGUGGGAUACAUGUGGGUCAAAUAUUCGUUGUUUGACAGUGACGCGACGUAAGGACUAUUGGGACGAAAGUCCUGUUCCUCAUCCGAGUCCUGUUCCUCAUCGCAGUCCUGUACGUUGUCUUAUAACAUGUUAUGUAUAUCAGUGUCAUUGUAAACAUUUGUGAUGAAUUUAAUAAUAAAAUAGUUGAGAGGUAUUGAGAGUUCAGCGCGGUAGCGGCAGCAUUGUUGAAAUCGCAAAACCUGCACGGCUGCAUUACCAUAUGGUACACGUGCAAAAAGACACGCUUUGUCUUUCGAUGAAGAUCAUGCGAAAUAAAAAUUAAAAGUCAGUGUUGCAAGAUACUGCAUGGUACAUACCUUCGUUCAAGGCCAUCAUUUUGGCAUAACUUAUGAUUGUCUUGAUGCGAAAAUGAUAAUUAAUAGACAUAAAUAAACCGGAAUUGCCCAAUUUAAAGUGCCUAUGCGAGAGUUUUUUUUAUGAUUGAAUUGCACAGUUCAUUUGAAAUCAUAAUGUAACUUUUUUUUCUAAAACUUUUUUGUUAUCUUUCCUGUAUGUCAAGAUAUUGGACUUUGUUUGGCAUGCAAAUAUGACUUAAAUGACGUCACACUGCAUACAUUUUACAGAAGACUGUUUUUUAGCUUGAUAAAACUGUCGUUAACUCAAAUUUGCAGACGAAAUGAUAGCUUUGAUAGUUCCUAAAGUAUAUAACUUUAAAUGUCAGUGGAAUUAUCACAUGUUUGGCACGGAAACAUUUUCUUUCUAAAAACUCAUUAUGCAGUGUGACCAGGGAUGCCGGAACGAUAAUAAGGCAAAGGGGGGCGGACGCACACCAACGGCACCUCUAUAGAGCAAAACUUCAAAAUCUACCGGAAAUAUUUUUUUCAAUGGAAAUUUUUGGGCGAACCCCCCCCCCUCGCCAAAAAAUUUUCGCCAUUUUUGGGGUCAAAAAUUUUUUCCGUACAUACCAAAAUUUUCCGUGAAGUCAAAAAUUUUUCCGCAUAUCUUUAAUUUUCGCCAUUUCUUCAAAAUAUUUUUCUAAAUUCCAAAAAUUUUCAAAAAUUUUUAUAAAUAUAAACUAUAAAUUACCUGAAUCUCAUGAUUUUCCUACAAAAAGCAUCGUUGGAAAUGUGAUUUAUCACGUAGUAUUUUACAACCAAAAGGGCACUUCUGCCCCCCCCUAGCAAAAGGCAAGGGGGGCAGCCGCCCCCCCCCCUGCCCCCCCAGUUCCGGCGUCCCUGAGUGUGGCGUCAUUUAAGUCGCAUUUGCACACCAAACAAAAUCUCGAAUAUCUUGACAUACAGGGCUUUGAAAAUCUGCUCACGAGGGCGUGACGGGCGUCAAAAACAAUGAACGCUUCGCCCGCGCGGGCAAAGCGAACGUUAAUGGCAAACGGCCUUAACUCCGGGGCGAGGUACUGCCUACGGGGCGAGGGUACUAAUUCCGUUCGGCUAUUUACACCCGGGAGAAAGAAAGCAAGCCGACUGAAUCUCGUACCCAGAGCAAUGCCUGUGCGCGGGCUAGGAUGGCAUUGGCUCUGGGGAAAUUGAAUUUUUCCUGUGCUGUGAUUGGUUUAACGUUUGUCAAUCGUGCAUGCCGACAAAGAACCGGAACCCCUAAAUUUAGGGGUUCCGGUUGUCAAUUUCCCCAGAGCCAAUGCCUUCAUAGCCCGCGCACAGGCAUUGCUCUGGGUACGAGAUUAGUAAGCCGAUUGAAAAUUUUAUCGAUGAACGCGGGCACGUGAUCAUGGUUCAUGUGUGUAUGGGUGGUCAGCUCACUGAUCUCAAAAAUAUGACGAACUAUCGAUUAGGUGCAAAAAUUACAUAUCGAGAUAAUUGGUCAGAUUAUAUCCUCGUUCUCUGUGCUUAUUAUAGCCGCCUGCGUUUACGUAACCCCUGGGAACGUGGCUGUUCUGAUUAUAAAGUGUUCAUUGAAUAAAGAUCUGUUAAUUUGGUCCGUUUGGAUAGCAUCAAAGUGUAAAAAUUCAUUAAUUAAUUCUAGGUCGUGGUAAUGGUAGUGUUCCUAAAAUAUCCAGUACCAAUUCAUUUCCUCACACGAACUAAUUCAUUUGAGAUGUGUGACCAAUUAUCCACAACUUCGUGUGUUUAAUUAUUAUUGGUCAUUUCCUGCCUCCUUAUGAUUGGUCAAUUGCACCAAAACCAAAAGUGAUUGGUGCAUUCAACAGUAGAGUACCAAUUUUACAGGAAUUUAUCAAAUUUUCAUUAUUAGCACAUUUUUGUCAUGGUUGCUUCUAUUUUUGACUCCACCAAGAUUUCCUCGAGUUUUUAUCAGCCGUUUUCAAAUUACUGUCAUGCCCAAAUUUGCAUAAAACAAGUUGAAGGCAGUAUAUAACAGAACUAAUCAUCUAUAAUUUUUCUUGCAGCAGUUUCAUCGUCGAAUCAACAGUCAACUCAGUCCUCCACCGCAACCAUUCAAGGUAUGAAUGUGUGAUUAUAACCCAAAUCCAAUGUAGGUAGUCGUUUGUUAUGUUGGCGGCUAUGCGUUGCAUGAACGACAGGACAUGUGCCUUUCUUCUACGUUUCCUCCAUGAUGUAGUUGUAUAUGAAUAGUAAGGUUUUGACGGAUGGAAAUUUAGACCUAUCUGGGAGUAGUUUCCAAAGAAUACAACUAUAGGACCUGACUCGUCCCCACGCCUCGGGGCAUUCCCAUGGUCCUUUGCGUUAUAAGUAGUGUUAGGGACUGUGGAAGAGUCAGCUAUAGGACCUCCCACUGAGCAUAGAGUCCUGUUGCCAAGAGCCAACCACACACUGGAAAAUAUUUUGAAAAUCCAUAGAAGGUCAUAGAAUGGAAAUUGUAUGGACCUACAAUUAUGACCUAUACAAUUAUGACCUAUUAUGACCUAUAAUUAUGACCUAUUAUGGACCUACAAUUAUGAGUUUAUGACCUAUGUAUAUAUAUACUAUGGAUUUAGUUAAUUUUAGUGGUACAAUUGUAAAUUUCAUAGUAUGGAUUUCACCUUUUUUUUCCAGUGACAUGUUCAUGUAUAUCAUGGUUCGUAUGCCCCCUGGAAAUCCUGGAAAACCCUGGAUUUUUAUUUUACUUCUAGAAACUCCUUGAAAAAUCCUGUAGUUAUUCUAGAUUUUGACAUCUAGACCAGAAUGUUGCGAGAUUUUUUGUAGAUGGAAAUUUCGAUUAAACCUAACCGCGAGAGUGGAGUUGUGAAAAUGCCACUAUAUAGAGCCUCUAAGAAAGGGCGAAAUAGCUAUGCUAGAUCUAGUAUCAAUUGUUCAUUCCUGUGUUCCUUUCAUCCUACAUAAUAAUAACAUUUCACUUUCUUUUUUAGAUGGAACAGCUACUACAACCUCUACUGUAAUUGGUAUGUCUGUGUUCGUUUGUGUUCAAUUUAAGUUGUUUUCAUUUCUAUUCAUACUUAGCUAUGAAGGGCAUUCAGAAUGACAGGAAAAUUGUAUUCCUUCCAUAAAACCAAACAGAAAACUUUUUUGAAAUUUUGAAAAACAUAUGAAUUGUGCUUUUCUAUAAUUUCAAGUUGAUAAACGAACGUCAUAUCAUUCAUCAGUAUGCUGUUCAACAAGGGUUUUGUAUGUAGCUGGUUUUUCCGGAAACAGCCCAAAUUCGAAUAUCGGUUGCGGUCCUUCAGCAACUGAUUCGGUGAAAUUUUUCACUUUUUUGAGAAAGAUAUUUGAAAACGUUUUCUGCAAGCCUGUAACAAAUUUUGUGUUACGUGUUUCUUCACUUUCAACGUGGGUAUCACAUGCGAAAUUCAAAAUGGCGGUUCAAAAUAUGCUACCAUGCAAAAGCUCAAAUUUAGCCAUAUAUUGUCGAUUUCAAUUUAAUACUGAACUCGCCCGAAUUGAAAUCCACUGUUUUCAAUUCAAUAUCUGUAAUUACUUAACUGCACAAUCUUUCUUUCGGAUUGUAAAGCAGCCUUGACGACUGAAAAAUAUAUGCUUUUCUCUUCCUGUUAAACUGAAAUAAGGACUGAAAAAUUCGGUCGUUAAAGUUAAUAUUAUAAAGCUAACAAUUUCACAAUUUUAUAGAUAGUCAGCCAGCAACGCGGUUUAUAUUAAUGUUAUACAGUUUAUUGUAUUGCCUGUGUUGCAGCCUGAUUUGUGGAGACGAAUUACACCCACGUUGCGGGAAAGGCAGUGCGGCGCCUCAUUGUGAAGAUCUGAAUGUUCACUACGAACUACCGUAUUUACUCGAGCUCGUUUGCAUGAGCGCCGCGGCGCUCUUUAAAUUUUCUGAGCAAUAGAUACGGCGCUCAUUCGGGGGCGGCGCUCUUAUUUGUGAAUUAUAACAAGAACUUUUAACAAUAAAAGAAACAAGUUUUAAAUGUCUUUGUCACUAAAAGUCCCCAUUUUGACGGCGGAAAGUUUUUGCACUGUUUAGUGCGGCGCUCAUUCGGGGGCGGCGCUCUUUUAAAAAAAAUUGAUCUCAAAUGCGGCGCUCAUUCGGGGGCGGCGCUCAAUCGAGUAUAAAUACGGUAAUUGGGAUCGGUUUUAAUGAAUUUUGAACAGAUGGCCGUCUUCAGCAAUGGUCUUCAGUCAAUAGAAUCUACAAAUAAACGUUUUUUAUCACUAUAUUAUAGAAAGUCAUUUUGUCUUUUCGCUUGUAUAAUUUCGAUGUUUAACAUUUCAAGAUAUUUUAUUCCAAUUUCAGUUUUUCCUUUUGACUGUUUUAAAGGAGAUAUCGAUUAAAUCGAUAUGAAUCUAAUAUUGAUUGAGAAUUGUUUUUCGGGUGACGUUUUAAAUUUUGCAGUCCACAGUUGAACUUGUAUAACAGCCUCAGUUAUAGAUUGAAAAGCAGUAUUGAAAAAUACUGUAUGUUAUUCAAUUUGUCAUAAAACAGUCGCUGUUGUUGAAACUCGAAAGAGAGACGAACUUGAUCCAAGUCUACUGUCCGCAUUGUGUCAUUACCAAUUGUCGGCAUGUUUUCCAUCCUUUCAUCCAUCACAUCUCAUAUUAUAUCUAUUUAACGUCCAUAUUCGUUUGUAAACAGCGCCUUGGCAUGAUAGCGUCUUAUUGACAUUAACUUCAUAAAGCUCUUGUAUCUGCCAAAUAUUUCCCAGUACGUUUAUCAUUUUGUUCGCGUCUUAUAAUCAUUACGCAAUUCAUGUAUUAUUCCAUGCGCAUUAUUAGUUGACAGCACUUCACAUGCAAAGUCUCGCAGUAGCGCAGGUGAAGAAAUGAGAAGAAAUUAAAGGGAAACUUUCCCGCAGAAAAAAUGUUUUUCUGGGGCCUUUUGAUCAUCGUCAGUUGUGGAUUUUGCCUUGGAAAUAGUGUUGGUAAGUAAAACAGUUAUUCUUACUUAUUUUGUACCUCCAUUUAUGAUUAUACCAUAAACUGGACAAGUUGCUUUCUUCUGAUGCCCAAAUGUUUAUGACAGUACUAACUUAAAUUUGAGCUGUGCGUUCCAGAAAUUUUAUCUCGAUUUCGGUCUUUUGGGGGUGGAAGAACCUUGGUUGGGUGUCGAUUUCGGUAUUUUUAAAUUACUUUGAAAUUAAAAAGGUACAACAAGUUUGCCUGCAUGACCACGGUGGGAAUCGAACCCGCUACAUUUGGGAUACUAUAUAGUCCAAUAAAACAAAAAACAAUAGACACUCCGAAAAUUGUAAACAUUUUAAUUCUUAAAUUUUUUAAUUUAAUUUUCGGAGUGUCAUUGUUUUGUGUUUUAUUAACAUACUCUGUGGCAACCGCAAUAUAGUCCAAUGCUCUGCCAAUUAACUGCAUGAGCUACGUGGCCAAGUCUGUUCGAGUGUGUGGUAUGUGUGUGUUUUGAUGUUAUGCGCUCAGGUGAAUAUAAUGUUUUUAAUGUUACUCUGAGUGUAUAACCACACCGGGCAGGCUGAAAAGUAAGCCUGACCACGGUGGGAAUCGUAUCCGCGACCUUUGGAACACUAGUCCAAUGUUCUGCCAACUGGGCUACGAGGUCAAGUCGAUUCGAGUUGGUGAUAAUUUCGGAACUCAGUCUAUAUAAUAGUUCCUUCCAUAUCAAUGUAUUCUAAGAUCAUAAUUUUUUGUGUGUGUGUUGGUGUUAUGUACUCAAGUGAAUAUGAUGUUUGUGAUGUUAUACUCGGAGUGUGUAUCCACACCGGGCAAGCUGAAAACAUUGAUAUAUAUCGAAGGAUCUAGACUCAGUUCCGAAAUAUCACCAACUCGAAUCGACUUGACCUCGUAGCUCAGUUGGCAGAGCAUUGGAGUAGUAUCCCAAAGUCACGGGUUUGACUCCCACCGUGGUCAGGCAAACUUUUCAGCUUGCCCGGUGUGGAUGCACACUCAGAGUAACAUCACAAACAUCAUAUUCACCUGAGUACAUAACACCAACACACACACAGCAAAUGAAACAAAAACACUUUAAUUUCGUCAAAAAUUUCAUUCCUCAAAAAAAUCCUUAAAGAGGUCAAAAUAAAUGUCCUCAGCUUAAAGAAAUUUCUUUAAAAGUGAGAACGCUGAGAAGCGUUGUGAAACCUUCUUUUGCGCAUGCUCAGUGCCGACUUACGGUGCUAAGAAAAGUACCGGACCGAAUAUUUCGGUCAGGCUCACAGCUCUAACUUAAAUUCUGAACUAUAAACUUGAUCCAACAAGCAUAUUUAGAUUCUCUUUCCUUGAGUCAUAUACAUAUAUAAAAGUCACUUUGUCAUGAGAAAGUUUUACUGAUCAUAUUUAUAUAUCACCGUAAUCGAACACCUUAUCAACAUUUUUAGCUCCGUUUCUAUCGUAAUUCUAACACUUGCUUCUGGGGCUAAAAUGGCAGAUUCCAAAACGUCCCCAAGCUGGUUGCCUGCUCGCAGCCUGGAAUUUAGAAGGGUAUAGCAGGCUACCAAGCUGGCCAUAUAGCAUGCUUUAAUCUUAUGUCUUCCGUAUUAAUGACUGCACUGCCCCAAAAUCAUUUGCAUAGCUGAGUGUAUUCCCUCAAAUUUAUGUCUUGCAUACUAAUGAGUACAAACGCACUUGAAAACCACUUGACGUUUGUACAAUUUCGUGCUGUAUACCUCUAAAAGUCGGCUACCCCGACGAAAAUAAAUUAUACACUAUUUAGAAUCACGAUAAUACAAAAAUAAACUAUAUAUACUCUGCUAUACUCUGGCAAGAGUUACCUUGUCACCUAAAAGAUCUCCCACACUUUUCGUUUUCAAGAAAAGUAAAACAAUUUUUGCUUAAAAAGUAUUAAGAAAAAUAACAAUUAGACUAUUGACUGCCAAUCUUUGUUUUUGUAUUGUGUGUGUAUUGUAUUUUGUGUCGCUGCAAUAAUUUUAUUCUCUUAUUAUAGCUGGAGCUAACUAGAAAACUUUAGUUUUCUUAGCUUCCAGUCACCUUAAGAAAUAUUUGAUCCUUCUUCUCUUUGAAUGAAUAUAUAUCUGGACUAUCAAGGGAAAAAUUUGUUUUCAAAAAAAAGGGGAAAAUAUCAAUUGUAAUUAACAAAAUAAGGUGAAUAAAAAAUUAUUGUAUUGUAUCAAUAUUUCGCAUAAAAUUAUUUUUCAUAUUUUCAAACAAUUUAGUUUCAUUGGUGAAACGAGCGUUAUAACCCUCUGAAAUGUUGCGCUUUGAACGUGAAAAUAUUUGCACGCAAGCUUGAACGCAAAUUGCAUGUAGGUCGAUACAUAAUAGGUGCGAUACUAUAACGCUACGCUCCAGUAAUAUAAUGGCCUUACAUUUUUAUUCGUUAAUUCAUAACUUGUUUUUAGAUGAUGGAAAUGCUGAAGACAUUGUCAGUAAGCAAAAGCUCACUCAGCCACAAGCACAAGAGUAUUGUUCAAAACACAAUGUAACUUUGCUUUAUUUCCAAAGCACUGUUAAUAUAAAGCUGCAGAAAGGUGGGCCGUAUUGGGCAGGCCUUGUGUAUAACGAAGUAACGAAGGAAUAUGAAUGUAGUGGUGAUUACCUAAUCACAGGCGUGGUUAAUAAGCACAAUGGUAAUAAAUGUGUUAUUGCGGAAAUGAAGGAGAAAAACAAAUCAUUUGUUCUACAAUCUUCAUUAUGUUGCGGAAACCUUACAUAUGCCAUUUGCAAGUCUCAAAAAGAUGGAGUUGCUAUAGAUACAGGUAAUUAUUGUUACUUUUUUCUGAAACUUUUUAUUUCAUUGUACUCUGUUAUUGCGUAUUGAACAAAAUGUUUCAAUACACCUUUGGUCUUUAAAGAACAGCGAAAAUAUCGUGGUCUUAUGGGCGAUUCCAACUUGAACUUUCAGUUUUCUUGUUUCUAGUGCUCUAUACCCAUGGAGCUAUAUAACCACAAUUUAUUCCAAAGGGGAUACAAACCUUUCAAACACCUUUGGCUCGUGCGAGAUUCGAACUGGAAACUUCGAAUUUCUUUUCAAUAUGAAUUUUUCCUCCUGUUGCAAAACUAUGCUUUGCUUCCUCCUCCCAUUAUUUUACUCUAUCAAAGGUUAUAGUUAUAUAUACGGAUUGAUAGUUUUAAUGCAGGAAAUGUUUUCGUGGCGAGAUAUUGACAUGCUUAUCGUAACAUGUCAAGCUUUGCAUAAUAGACUGAGCUAUCGUCAUGUAAUUUAGGGGCUGGUUAUAUGGUCCCGCUUACCCAGGAUUCAAUGAAGUGUGACGUAUUUUGAGCAAUUGAAAUACGUGUUUCAGCCCUAAACAAAAUUUAGGUAACUUUAAAUAUUGUUUAAACGAAAUUAGGAACGCGCUAGAAGUUAUAUGGUGGAAGAAGACGAUAAUUAAUAACAUUCAACAACAUUUGUUUUUUGUCCAAAAUAUGGAAUUUCAUACAAUUUGUAACAAGCAGUUUUGUUAGAUCAUGAACUGCGACUUAUUUCAAUUGCUCAAAAUACGUCACACUUCAUUGAAUCCCGGGUAAGCGGGACCAUAUAAACAGCCCCUUACAAUGUUCUUCAGUAAUUUUGUAAUGCACACAUGUAAUUUGUAUGUAUGCAUCUUUAUGUGCCAGAUCUAGUAUUUACGUUGUUGUUGAUUAAAUAAAUAAAUAUUGUACACUGAAAAACAAAUUGGUUGUCUUAGAUUCAUCGGUUGUCACAGAUGCUUCAUGGGCGGCGCAUGAAGCGGCUACAAGGGUAUGGUGCAGAAAGACGUUUC
This is a messenger RNA of Paramuricea clavata, 10103 nucleotides long. The record is from the annotation of a GenBank genome assembly. NCBI's taxonomy places the organism in Eukaryota, Metazoa, Cnidaria, Anthozoa, Malacalcyonacea, Plexauridae.